Molecule: messenger RNA, 1773 nt
Organism: Setaria italica (foxtail millet)
Lineage: Eukaryota; Viridiplantae; Streptophyta; Magnoliopsida; Poales; Poaceae
Exons: 4
Coding region: 1-894 (297 amino acids)
Source: RefSeq, a predicted model, not a curated record
AUGGGCGCCGCCGCGCGCGUGGCGUUCGACGGAAUGCCGCGUCCGCACGCCGCGGUGCGGAACACGCUUACCGGCGUCUACGCACGCGUGGGCCGCCUGCUCGAGGCAUUCUGCGGGAUGAGGCUCGAUGGAAGAAGCCUUGCUCAGAAGAUUGUGCAAGUGGGAAUGGGCUUGCUUGAGUGCAUGGAAGAGCAGUAUGGUCUGGUGCCAGAUAUCGAGUUUCAUGUGCUGUUGGCGAAGUACCAUGGUGUUUCUGCAAAAAGAACCUCGCCACGUCACCACCAGUCCCUCAUGAGAUGUUUACAUUUGGAUCCCUUGGAAAACAUCGAUUGCCAGUUCCAUCCUCCUACCCCCUCCCCACCUCGUGCCGACGGCGCCGCCGCCAGCAUCCGUCACCGCCGCGCCGCCUCUCAAUUCGUCCCCUCCCCUUCGUUUCUCCGCCUCGGCUCCUUCACCGAGCCUCCGUAUCCCUCCUCCACCAGGCCGCACCCCGCACCAACACCAACAGGAUGCUGCACUGCAUCCUCGUCCCAUCUUCCCUCACGACGCCGGUUCCGGUCGCCGCGGCGCGGCACGCUGGUAUCCAAAAGGAGUAUACGGCGGCUUCAUGCCUCGACUCCGAGAAAGGAGGAUCAGGAACCGGCUGCUACUACUAAAAGCAUUAUGAUGCCUCAGGUGUGGACGAAGCAAUGCCAACAUCUAAACCCUGAUUCAGACAGCGCUACCCGUGCUGCCGCCGCUCCAUUGUUUGCGCAUUGUUGGUCCAGGUCUAUGGCCUUAGCGACGAGCUGCUCGCCAUUGUGCCCCAGCUUAUGCUCACUAUCUUCUUCCUCUACCCUGCAAGUCCUGGUUGAGCAUGAUCACAAACCUACAUAUUUAAUCUCAAAGGCCUGAGUAAAUCUGGAUCUUUUGGAUCAUGUGCUUUGCCCUCCAUUCCUCCAGUCAAGGUGAUGUUUCAUCCUUCUGUUUUCUCAGUUGUUGUUUCAAUGGCCCGUUCAUUUGGAUAUGUUAGGGAUGUGAGUUUAAUGACAGCUGUUUCUAGGCUUCCAUUCACAUGAGGUUAUAAGUACCAAUCAGUUGUAGGAUAUGUAAUGUGGCAUAACCGUUCUUCUAAUUUGGUUGUAGGAUAUGUAAUGUGUGAUCAGAUUGUAGUGAUACACUUAAUAAUUAUAUCACAUUAGAUUUAGCUCAUUCCAUAGUGGUGCCAUGGUUUCUUCCUGCAGUUUUCAUAGUGUCCUUGUAUUUCAGAUGCAUGUAGGAACAAGAAAUGAUUGCAUUGCAAAACUAAAAUAAAAUGUCAUCAUUAUUCAAGGAUUAUGUGUCCUGAAUUAUUUGGAUUAAUGGCAGUUUAGUUUCUUUUGCUGUUUGAACUGGAGUCUUAUAUAAUGCUAGAAUUCUUAGUCAAUGAUAUGUUUUACUUCUGUUACUAUGAGGAUGUUACAGGCUCAAGGGCCCCUGUUAGGCCUGAGGCGGCCAGCAGGCAUGCCAGGGGCGGGUCAGCAGGCCCUAGGAAGGGCUCCAGCUCGGCCACCGUGGGGCUCCAAUGGCGCUUAUCUUCAGGAAGUCUAGUCUUAGUCAAAUUAGAUAUUAGUAUCUUGGUUUGCUUAGGAAGUUGAGAGUUUGUUUAGGAAAGGAUGGAUCCAAUCUAUAAGGAAUCCAGUCCUAGUCGCCUUAGGCUUCAAGUCUUAGAGUCCCUAUAUAAUCGAGGGAGAUGUACUCAUUGCAAAUCAAGGAAGAAAGGAAUCUAAUUGCCCUCAACCUCUCUCUAUCCCA